AUGUCCGUCCGAGUGGUCGCACGUUUACGCCCUUUGCUUGAUAAGGAGCUCGAGAAAGACAUAAUUGUAAAUGCAGAAGGAAGCAAAGAUGGAAAGGUCACAAACAUAGUCCGAAUACCCAACCCGAAAAACGAGUCCGAGGAGUUUAGCUUUGCAUUUAAUGGCGUUUACGACAUGGAAACUACACAGGAGGAGCUGUUUACAAACGAAGUUGCGCCAACUCUGAAAUCGCUUUUCCAAGGUCUCGACGUCACAUUGUUCGCAUACGGAGUAACUGGUACCGGGAAAACACAUACUAUGCGCGGUGGAUUGAAAUUGUCCGAGCGAGGAGUAAUCCCUCGGCUGCUGAGUGGGAUAUACCGCCGAGGAAGGAAGGUUGCAAAGGACUCUGGAGGAGAGACAAGUGUCUCAAUUACGCUCUCAUAUUACGAAAUAUACAACGACAAAGUAUACGACCUCUUUGAACCACCAGAAAAGCGAUCACUAGCCGGCUUACCUCUCCGAGAGAAAGAUGGAAAGACAAUCGUUGUAGGCCUUUCCGAGCGAGCAUGCGACGAUUUGAAAGAUUUCGAGAAGUUAUAUAUUGAGGCCAACAACAACAGGAGCACCGCUGGGACGAAGCUGAAUGCUCAGAGUAGUAGGAGUCAUGCCAUUCUUAUGGUCAAAGUGCACCAGGUCAGCUCAGAAGGGACUUUAAUCAGUACAGCGUCGGCGAUUGAUCUAGCAGGAUCUGAAGAUAAUCGUCGAACGGACAAUGGCCGCGGGGACAAACGGAUCCCAUACAGAGAGUCUAAAAUGACGAGAAUUCUUUCUUUGGGACAAAAUAAUGGUAUCACGAUUAUGAUACUAAACCUAGCUCCACUGCGAUCUUACCACCUCGAUACCUUAUCCAGCUUGAAUGUCAGCUCGCGAGCUAAGAGAAUUGAAGUGAGAGAGAUCGAAAACGAGAUUGUGUUCACUCAACCACCAAGAAAGGCCAAUACGAGCGGUGCAUCUUUGCAGCAGCGUCAGCCUCUGCGGCCGCUUGCAAAUGCUCACAAUACUCAUCCCAACUCAGUCGCUCAGAAAGGAGACAAGCCAGCUAAAGCUUUUUCAGUCUAUUCAGAUCGAGCAAAAGCAGCUCCACGAACGGCAAUGCUCGCCAAUACGGCGACUGUUAGGAAACCGGAUUUAGCGCAAAAACGACCGUCUGAUGUAACAAACGGCUCCCGUCUCAAUAAGAUAGUGAAGCCUGGCAUGCCAAAACCCUCUACUGAAAUGUCAGCUGCCAAGAUCGAGGAGUUGAUCGAACGGAAGGUGGCCGAAGCUUUGGCGAAUCAUGCUCUGGAUCAGCCUCCGGCCAAACCUCCGGUCGAAAUAUCUGAAGCUGUUCAGCGUAGACUUGAGGCACUGGAGAAGAAGAUAGAGAGCGGAGAAGCAGAGGAAGCCAGGGCAGAAGGACUCAGGUUCUUACUCAUGGCGAAACAACACAAGGAAAGAGGUGAGGAUAGCAGUGCACUAAAGAUGUAUGAGAUGGCAGUGCCUUUCUUUCCAAAACAAGAAAAGUUGCAAAAGAAGAUUACCAAUCUCAGAUCUAAAAUCCAGGCGAAGAGAGAUCUUGAGGCCGCUGAACUCUCCACAGCACCCCUGAUAAUGCCAGUGAAGAAGCUCGCAACGGCCCCGAUCGCUUCAAAUACUCAACUUCCAACGCCAGCCGCAUCCUUCGAGAUAUAUCAGCCGAAAUGCGCGGAGCAACCAGAAACCCCGCCAAAGAAUAGGAAGAAAAGGCUCAGUUCCGAGAGAGAUGACGACUUUGAUUGUUCGGCCGUCGUUCGAGCAGACGAACAAGAAGAUGAUAGUUUCGUAUAUAAGCCAAAACAUAAGAAAUCGAAACCCAAACAGAACUCAAAAUCCAGCCUUCGAGUGUUUUCGGAUGUAUGCGAUGACAACAAACAACCUCCGACACCUCGAACAAAGCAACUCCUGGACAUCGUCAAUUCUCGCGACGUAGCUCUCCUCAUGAGUCUAAGUGGGUUUGGAGCGAAGAAGGCCAGAGAUCUCGUCGAGUUUCUCGAAUUGCAAAACGAGGAUGACGGGGGUAAUAUACAAACACUUCAGCAACUGAGAGCUGUACCUGGUGUAGGUAAUAGGACAGUAGAACGAGCUUAUGACGGCAUUGUCAAUGCUCUGUUGGUGUGA
Glarea lozoyensis ATCC 20868 is the source of this 2178-nucleotide messenger RNA. Its product is annotated as P-loop containing nucleoside triphosphate hydrolase. Gene Ontology annotation, molecular function: microtubule binding; ATP binding; DNA binding. Lineage: Eukaryota; Fungi; Ascomycota; Leotiomycetes; Helotiales; Helotiaceae. The transcript has 4 exons. Gene Ontology annotation, biological process: microtubule-based movement; DNA repair. Gene Ontology annotation, cellular component: kinesin complex; microtubule. Bases 1 to 2178 code for a protein of 725 amino acids. The record is from RefSeq and is a predicted model, not a curated record.